AUGGAAUUGAAGAGUUUUCUCGUCAUCGGAAAACCGAAUAAGACUCGUCAUCUGGUAACAUCAUAUCCAAGAAAGGUAACCGAUGCUCCGGUAACCAUAAUCACAUAUGUGCUAAAAAUGAUCGCAUAUCAGUGGGCGAGCCCAGUGCCAUUCAUCAUAACAUGCGGUCGAGGUUGGGGGAAGUAUGAAGGUCGCGUACCCGGGGAAACCUGUAAACAGCCAUUGUUUAUCGACAUUGAUGAAAUCUCAGUCGGUAAUUUCCAGCGUGCAAAAGCACAGAUGAUCAUCAUUAGAUGCGCAAGGAAUGAGCGAAGGGCUGCUUACCAAGAAUACAGCAAUCUUAGGAUGCCAUUUCGCGAUAGAGAAUUCGGUGUUGUGCUCAUUAGGCCUACUGAGGACAAUAUAGAAGGCAUUGUGUGCGAUCAGACUGACGUGCAAGCAGAAUUUUCAUUCCUUGAAAGAGCGAAAGUAGAAGCUUACUUUGAGAACGAGGGCCGUUAUCACCCAACUCCGGUAUCCAUGCCGGCAGAUCCAAAGAGCUUUUGGACGCAGAGAUAG
Messenger RNA from Lindgomyces ingoldianus, 558 nucleotides. RefSeq lists its product as uncharacterized. NCBI's taxonomy places the organism in Eukaryota, Fungi, Ascomycota, Dothideomycetes, Pleosporales, Lindgomycetaceae. The transcript is spliced from 7 exons. The record is from RefSeq and is a predicted model, not a curated record. The coding region runs from base 1 to 558 and encodes 185 amino acids.